CUCUCGGCUGGGAGAGGCUGUCGCGGCUGGGGCUGGAGCUGCCAGUUUGCCUGUUGUUUAGGUCUCACGUGGUGCGGGCUGUGGGGGGGAGAGGCCCCCCUGUCGGAAAGGGAAAACAAGGGGGCUGAAACACGUGAGCUGGCAGGAUGUCUCCGGGCCUGGGCCGUCGCCAUCUGAAAUGGCGUUAAACGGACACACAGAAUUGGCUGGCUUCCCGGUUGGUGACAGUUCAGCAGCCCCACAGGCAUGGCUCGCCUGGCACAGAGCCGGAGCUGGGGAAGAGCCGCACCGCGACCUGCGCGGCACUAGCUUGCCAGUAGCCGCUCUGCCACCGCUCCCCCAGCUCAGCGCCAUGUCGGAGGGCUGGGUGGACUGCCCCACCCUGGGGCCCGGAUGGAAGCGCCGCGAGGCCUACCGCCGAUCCGGGGCCACCUGUGGACGGACGGACACCUACUAUCAGGGCCCCAACGGCGAGAAAUUCCGCAGCAAGAUCGAGCUCACCAGGUUCCUGGGGCCGUCGCAGGACCUGACCAACUUCGACUUCAAGAACGGUGUGCUCCGCGACCCGCCCCCCAAGGUACUGGGGCGGGGCGGGGGGGCUGGAGCACACACACGGGAGGGUCGGAAUCCCUGCGCCAGGCCUGACCACGAAACUCGGCUGGGUUUCUUGCCAACGCAGGUGAAGAAGGCCCAGAAGAGGCGCCUCUCACUGUCAGAGCCAGAACUCCCAAACCCCCCUGAGCAGCUUCCCCCCAAACAGCGUCCCGUGAAGCCAGAGCCCCCGGAGCAGCCGCCCCCGGAGCAGCGGCCUCAGCCCCUUCCAGAGCGACGCCCCCGGAAGCGUCCGGUGCCCCCGCUGGAACCGCAGGAAUCUGCGCAGGAUGGUGUAGUGGCAUGCUGUGCCAGCUGCCAGAACUACUUCCCCGGGGUGAUGCUGCCCAGCCAGAGACGCUGCCGCUGGCUGUGCCCGGACUGCCGAGCCCAGAGAAGAGACUUCAACAGGGAGCAGCGGUUCUUCAAGCGGGUGGGCUGUGGGGCCUGCCAGGCCUGCCAGAUCCCCGAGGACUGCGGCAUCUGCGCCGUGUGCGCCGUGCGGGCCAAGAACCCCGAGCUCCGGAUCGGCAGGAAGUGUCUCCUGCGCCGGUGCCUGAAAAUCGUCAAGAAGGGCUUCGGCUGCGGCGUGUGCCAGGGCUGCCAGGCCACCGAGGACUGCGGCAGCUGCUACAUCUGUCUGCGGAGGCUGAAGCCCGGCCUGAAGCGGCAGUGGAAAUGCCUGAAACGCCGCUGCCUCAAGAAGAAGAAAUCGGUGGUGGCGAAGAAGGCAGGAUACGGCCCCCGGAAACUGACCGUCGACGGGCCCCCCGCCAAGCCCCAGCUCGCCCCAGGGAGGCGCCGCAGGAGGCUGCCAGCGGCCGGGCCCAGCGCUGACGGCCUGGCCCCUAAACCUCGGCGCCGUAAGAGAUUAAGCCCUGCUGCCGCAGCCACAAAAUGGAAGCCGUCACUGGAGCGAGACCCUGGUGGCCUUUCGGGCUCCCGGCGCAGGAAACAGCUGGGUAAAGUGAAGGAGAAGAAGAAGCCGGGCCGGCCGCCGAAACACCCGAGUGCCAGGGCCCGGAGCAGCGUGCUCUGCUCCAAGAGCCGGCGGAACCGCAAGUGCGGCGAGUGCGAGGCCUGUCUGCUGAAAGCCGACUGCGGCCGCUGUGACUUCUGCCGGGACAAGCCCAAGUUUGGUGGGGAGAACCUCAAGCGCCAGAAGUGCCGCUGGAGACAGUGCCUGCGCUUCGCAAUGAAGCGGCUGCUGCCGGCGGUGUGGAGCCGCGGGCAGGCGGAGGAGGGGGCGGGGGCUCUGGCCCCCCGGAAGGCCUGGAGGCGCAGGAUCGGCCGCAGCCGCCAGCCGGCCCGGAUCAAGCAGGUGGGGCGGCGGGUCAAGGGGAGCGGCCAGCAGCGCUGGGUUCGGGGCAGUGCCCUGCCGCAGGAGAAGGAGCGCCCGCCGGGCGGGGAGCUGCGGUUCCUGGCGGAGAAAGGGGUCACUGAGGCGCCCGGGCAGCUGGUGCUGCUGAAGGACCGGCCGGGCAGGGACUUCGUCCUGCUCCGCGACGCCCCCCAGAGCUUCCCCCUCCUGCUGCAGCACGUGAAGGAGGAGCCGGCCACACCCCCGCCCCCUGGCCGCCUCGAGCAGGAGCCGGCCCCCACCCUGCUCAUCUCCGCCCCGCCCCUGGUGAAGCAGGAGCCUGGAUGGGACCUUGCACCGGUGCCAGUAGGGGUGCCCCUGCGGAUGGAGGGCCGGGGGCUGGCCAGGGAAGUGGUGGUUCUGGACCCAGCUGAGAAGGAGAAGGAGGAGGAGGAGGAAGAAGAGCGCACCCCAGUGAUCAUGGAGAUCUACAGCCUGGGGGCGCUGGCGGGGCGGGCGCCCCUGGACCCGGUGCUGCGGGAGUUCCUGGCCGAGCUGCAGGAGAUCCCGCUGCCAGCCCACUGGGAGGUGCAGCCGCCCCUGGGGGGGCCCGACCUGCGGCUGGUCCAGCGCUCGGCCCGCUCCACCAUGGCCGCCACCGUCAUCCACAUCCGCCCGGGCCUCUUCUUCCAGGUGGUGGCGCGCCAGCUGCCCGUGCCCCCCGAGCACGAGGUCUACGCCAGCCACCCUGCCCGCCUCACCACGGUGGACGAGGUGGUGGAGCUGAUCUGCGACCUGGAGGCCUAUCGCCUCUGCCCCGGCUGGCCGGCCGGCUGGCACGCCGGGCAGCGCUCCCAGGCCUGCGACGUGCUGGUCUACUCGGGCUGCUGCCCCCAGUGCCGCCUCAACCCCUGGCCCUCGGGCAGCGCCGGCCCCUAGGCGCCCCCCACGCCCCCAGAGCUUCUAUUUUUGACACUGGAAUCGGCUGGACCCUGCCGGGUUGGGGGGGGGGGAGGGUCAGAGGUGGGCGCGGCCAGGGGGGGCGGCGUGGCACCAGUUUCUUUUCGUUGUUUGUUUGUCCGUCCCCCCCUCCCCCCCAGCUGGGGGAGGGCUGAAGGGACAUUUCCCUCCCCCUCCCGCUGUGGUCACAUGAGUGGCUCUAGCCAAUGAGGAGCUCUCCCCCAUGUCGAUUUCUUCUAUGCCUCCCCCCCCCCGGUGGGGCAGAGGGCUCCUUCCUCCUGGGCCCCCCCUGCCCCCUUCUGCAGUGACUUGGGGGGCAUGGAUUUCAGAUGUCAUCUUAAUUGCUUUAAACCCCCCCCCCUUGGCCUGGGUCUUCCCCCACCCUUUGUGGGGGGCAGACGCAUGCUGGCUUCUCUCCCCGCAGGUGAUUGCUUCAUCUCCAGCAUGGGGCGGGGGGUCAAUUCCCUUUCUUCCUCCCCCCCGGCCCCCAGUUUAGAUUCCUGUUUUAAAACUUGAAUUCUUUGUUGGUGGCGAUUUUUCUGCUGCAGGUGAGAGGGGACAGCCCCGGGGGGUGGGGGGGGGUGGUUAGAGGACAUGGGUUGCUCUGACGGGGGGGUAGAGCUGGCCCCAUGCUGCCACCCCCACCCCCGGCAGUCAGAGGCUAGUGCUAAUUUCAGGGAGUUUCUGCCGAAGCCAUAGCUGCGUCCUUGGUGGGGGACAUCUCCCCCUCCCCCCAGUGGCCGGGGGGGCAGGGUGUGAAGCACAGAUUCCCCGCCCCCCACCCCCUGUCAGGGUUAGUUCUGUUCCUCCUCUUCCCCCCCCUGCACAGAAAGAAAAAAUGCGAAAAAAAAUUCCCACACCCCCCUUCCCCAGAAACUCGUCUCUAUUUUUUUUAUGUAUUAAAAGUUUUAAUGAGUA
Molecule: messenger RNA, 3769 nt
Organism: Dermochelys coriacea (leatherback sea turtle)
Lineage: Eukaryota; Metazoa; Chordata; Testudines; Dermochelyidae
Gene: MBD1
Product: methyl-CpG binding domain protein 1
Exons: 19
Coding region: 179-2830 (883 amino acids)
Molecular function (GO): DNA binding; zinc ion binding
Source: RefSeq, a predicted model, not a curated record